AAGCAGUGUCGCAACUCCGCUUCAACGUCGUGUCCACCAGUACGGAGCUUCCCUCGUUGCAUCCACAGCCUUUGCGGUCCGCGGCCGGCGUUACUUGACAACAGCCAUGGCUGGAACGAUGGUCACGACACAAUAUGCGCAGGCGCCUCAUCAUAACCUCCAUUAUGGUUAUGUGCCGCCGCCUUCCCCGCCCAUGGACGAGUCAGCAAAGUGCUCGCUCCCGUCUAUCUCGAACCUCCUCGGGCUAGCGGACCAAGGAUCACCGACUUCGGAGACAUCGCCCCAGUCCCAGCAACAAUCACAUGUAUCGACCAAAUCGGAGACGAGGCCCAAUUCUUCGCAUUAUGCCAACCCAGCGUUGGUUAGGCCGGCCCUGCCGCCCAGCCCGCCCAUGUCCUCGGAUGCAUCUUUCGAGGGGUUCAACUCGCCGUCCACCAGGUCUGUGAGCCAGGUGUCGAACGGCUCCAACUACUACUUCGAGACGACGCCGCCGCUCCAGGUGGAGUCAGACUCGCGGCAGAUGACGGCCGCCUCUGCCGUACCGCGUGUUUCUGUCCAGACCUCGGCGUACCAGCCGCACUUCGCCAGUCCUGCGUACAUCAGCCAGCCCGCCAUGACCUCGUACUAUCCUCCGAUCCAGGCCGCCGCGCCGCCGCCGCCGCCGCCGCCGCCGCAAAUGUCUGGUCUUUACUACCAGCGACCCCUCCCUCAGACUUUCCCCCCACCGCUGCCCGUGUCGGUAACGUUAGCUCCGGCGCCGGGCAACCCCUGGCAGCACCACCAUUACAUCGCUCCCUCGGCAUCCGGCUCCUACCCCCAGAGCCAGGACCGGUACAUCUGCCAGACGUGCAACAAGGCUUUCUCGCGGCCCAGCUCGCUCCGGAUCCACAGCCACUCGCACACGGGCGAGAAACCCUUCAAGUGCCCAUUCCCUGGUUGCGGCAAGGCCUUCAGCGUACGGAGCAACAUGAAGCGGCACGAACGGGGCUGCCACAACUACGACAGUAGCAGCAGCACGAACAGCAGCACAAGCAACGUCAGCAGGCCUUGAAUGUGCGAAGGAAACACAAAAACGCGGCGUAUUUUCUAAUUCGACGAAUACACAACCCGACCGGAUCACCCACCUAUAGACCUACCAUCAAUCCCGGACCCUGGCGGUACAGGAUACGAC
Messenger RNA from Thermothielavioides terrestris NRRL 8126, 1171 nucleotides. RefSeq lists its product as uncharacterized. Gene Ontology annotation, molecular function: DNA-binding transcription factor activity, RNA polymerase II-specific; RNA polymerase II cis-regulatory region sequence-specific DNA binding. Lineage: Eukaryota; Fungi; Ascomycota; Sordariomycetes; Sordariales; Chaetomiaceae. Gene Ontology annotation, biological process: regulation of transcription by RNA polymerase II. Bases 107 to 1051 code for a protein of 314 amino acids. The transcript is spliced from 3 exons. Gene Ontology annotation, cellular component: transcription regulator complex; PcG protein complex. The record is from RefSeq and is a predicted model, not a curated record.